Messenger RNA from Pocillopora meandrina, 330 nucleotides. Lineage: Eukaryota; Metazoa; Cnidaria; Anthozoa; Scleractinia; Pocilloporidae. The record is from the annotation of a GenBank genome assembly.
GAGUAUUCCUUCAAGGAAGAGGCAUGUGGUUCCACUGCUGCUAGCUCCUACUUAAAUUUGUGUGGACAUCAAAGCAAAAGAGAUACUAGAAAAUCGAUAGAACAGAUAACUAGAGAUAAAUAUAGUGCAAUGAUAGUCCAUUGUCCUAAUACCAGCGCCUUUGACUUUGUCAUCGUUGAUAAAUGCAACAAAAUUCAUGCCACUCAGGUAACCGUUCAAACCGCUGCGAAGAAAUGUAACGACAGUGACUUUUUCAAGACUGAAAAUAUUCACUUUACGUAUUUACUAGCGCCUUGUGAGGUCGACUUCGACGCUAUUAAAUUGAAAUAA